AUGUCGCAGGGGGGAACUGCGCCUCGCCCUACCUCCCGGCGUUCCUCACCAUCUCCAGCGAGAGCGACGGCUCCCGCAACAGCAUCCUCACCUCCGCUUCGGCGAAGCUGUGCCUACCAGGAUGACUCGAGAGCUCGGCCGCUUCAAGAUCCCGCCGAGGCUGCGCUGAAUCGGGGCGACGAGAGAGAGCAACAGGCAGGGACUCGAGACAUGGACCGGCGUAGCUUACUCAACCCGGACAGGCCAUACGCCGUCUCGAUCGCGAGUCAGUCACCAACCUUCCCACCGCCUUCCGGGCCGAGCGGGAAUCCUCAGUCGGCCAUGGAGGCGGCCCAAUACGGGAGGCCGGGAUCUCAGGGGUCGCCGUCCGCUGCGUUUGUCCAACAAGCCCGGGGCGCUACUACACCACGAUCGACGAGCCAGGCUAUGCCCGCGACGACGACGUCGCCGGCGGGAGGGCAUAAUACCUCCGCAGACCGAGUAUCUCCCCAGACCGUUCACCCAUAUCCCAUGGCCGCGAGACGUAUCUUGACGCCGAGAUCCCCGCGAGCAGCUGGCCUUAGUCGAGCAGCGAUGAGAGCAGUGGAGCCGCAGCACUUCACGGCAAGCCUUCCUGCUCCUCCCGCCGCCCAGACGCACGUCGGCGGGCCUCCCCCUCUGGGACCGCCACCGCAGCUUCACGGCUCCGUGUUUGGACAAGGAACAGCCACACCCUCGCCCAUGCGCCCGACGUCCGGACUGGCGCGGUCGCUCUCGCAGCCCAGCCUGAGUCGCGGCCUCCCUUCGGCGCCACACUCGGAACCGUCACAGCCGGCAGGGCUGAAGCGAGAACACAGCGGGCGGCCCGUCUUGUCCGGACCUCCAUUUGCGCCUCCUCUCCCGGCGGGCCAGCCAUUUGGAACAUCGGGCGCUAUGGGCGAUUCAAGGUGGACGUCUCGCGUGCUGACCUCGCUGCCCGCUGGCGCUGCCAGGAAUCUGCAGCUGGGUGGUGACGUCCAGGCUGUCAUGGCCAUCAUGCCCGGACAAGGGGAAGAGAUGCUGGUUCCCGUCGAUGUGUACCAGGCAUCGAAAGUGGCGGACCAGAAGAGGCAGCGCAACGCCGGGGCAUCGGCGAGAUUCCGACAGCGGAAGAAGGAGCGGGAGCAACAGCAACAGGAGGAACUGCAGAAGCUGGAGAACCAGAAUCGCGAGCUGGAGAAGAAGAACGAAGAGCUCGUGAGGCGUUGCCAGCAAGUCGAGGCAGAGCGAGAUUUCUAUCGAAGCGAACGGAACCGCCUGCGAGACAUCCUAUCUCAGACGCCCGGCAUGAAGGAGUGGGCCGACCGGGCACCACCGAGUCCGAUCUCGAGGACCGGGGGAGGAGGACUGCUUGCGCCCGACUGCGGCGGCGCUCUUCCGGCCCAGCCGGCGCCUCUGCCUCCGCGACAUGCUCAUUCUUCGCAGUCCCAGGGGCAUCCGGGGCAUCCGACACCAUACCCCCAGAUCCUGGCCCAUCCUCUCGCACCUCCGCAUUCGCGCUCCAGUUCCUACGGCGAGCCAUCGGCCCUUGAACCGCCGGCGAGGCGGCGGAGGACGGAUUCCGAGCCGCAGCUGCCGACCAGCUCUUACAGCCUCGCGACGUCCACGCAUCUGCCGCCCAUUACGGCCGGCCCUGUUCCUCCCAUUCCCGCCUUCAGUGUUCCGCCGUCGCCGCACGUCACCCCGCCCCCGGGGGUUGCGCGGUUGCCGCCGCUGCGAUUCGACCAGUCCCGGACCCCGUCGACGACGCCGCCCCCUGUCCCCGGCGUGCCGCCUCCACAAGUGGCACGCCCGCAGUCGGCGAGUGCAUACACUACCACAGCAAGGAGACAGCCCUACGAGACGGGAUGGGCUGUAGAUCCGCGGGACCACACGGAGGGCGGUCCCAGGUAA
Molecule: messenger RNA, 1911 nt
Organism: Chaetomium strumarium
Lineage: Eukaryota; Fungi; Ascomycota; Sordariomycetes; Sordariales; Chaetomiaceae
Exons: 1
Coding region: 1-1911 (636 amino acids)
Biological process (GO): regulation of DNA-templated transcription
Molecular function (GO): DNA-binding transcription factor activity
Source: RefSeq, a predicted model, not a curated record